Gastrolobium bilobum is the source of this 1347-nucleotide messenger RNA. RefSeq lists its product as uncharacterized. The record is from RefSeq and is a predicted model, not a curated record. The transcript is spliced from 13 exons. NCBI's taxonomy places the organism in Eukaryota, Viridiplantae, Streptophyta, Magnoliopsida, Fabales, Fabaceae. Bases 1 to 1347 code for a protein of 448 amino acids.
AUGGUUUUAUUGGAUGAACAGGGUGGUAGGAUCCACGCCACUGUCAAAGGUUCUUUGCCGGUGCAAAAGAAAAUCCAUGAAGGAGAGCCAACCAAGUAUCAGUAUCGUUUGUCUUUCAACUUGAGGACUGAUGUUAAAUCAAUUGUUGAUUCUGAUAUUUCUUCAAGUAAAUUUGAUUUUGUUGAUUAUGACAUCGUUGAGAAAGAAACGUCAGACUCUCCUUAUUUAGUCGACGUCAUUGGUUUAAUCUCAGGAAUUGGGGAAGUUUGUGAUCGUGUGGUUUCUGGUAGGAAGACAAAAAUGGUAGUGUUGGAGCUUGACAGCCUGAGGGGUCACAAGCUGGAGUGCACUUUGUGGGAGCAAUAUGCGGAUGAGGUGCAGUCUUUUUUGGCAAAUAGUGACACUCAUCAUAACGUCCUGAUAGUCCAACUGGGAAGGAUAAAAUGUUUUAGGGGUAAGGUCGGGAUAACAAAUACAAAAUAUACAACAAGGAUUGUCAUGGAUUCGAAGGUGCCAGAGAUCGUUGAGUUCAAAAAAUGUCUUUCGGCUGAUGGUGUGGAAAGCAGUUUGAGGAUGACUCAGUUGUCUACUCAGUCCUCCUAUUCUUUCGAAAAGGAUUUUCUUAGGGAGACUGAAAAGAAGUCUAUCAGAGAUGUUAAGCUUUGUGGUGAGGUUAUGACAUGCAUCACGUACGGGACUAUAAAAGCUAUUGAGAGCAAAUACAACUGGUGGUACAAGUCUUGCAAAAAAUGUCCAUUUUUCGUUUGUGAGGAUUUUGAAAAAUUUAGUGUUCAGGUCAGAGUUGUGGAUAACACAUAUUUCGCGUCAUUUCUUCUGUUUGAUCGCGACUGUAUGUCUUUGUUGGGAAUGAGUGUUGGUGAAGUGCGCGAGCUGCAUUUCAAGAGGGGUGCAGAUUUGGAUCAAUUUCCAGAAGAGUUAAAUGUUCUGAAUGAGAAGUCAAUGUUGUUCAAGAUAAAUGUGAAGCAAAAGGAUUUGAACUCAUACAGUGAGCCCAAAUAUCAAGUUUCUAAAAUUUGUAUGAGCGAAGACGUGAUCUCAGCGUUCAUUAAGUCUCUUAUAGAUCCAAAUGAUGAAGCAAAUUUCGAUAAUGCUCGCGAAAAUGAAGUUGUAUCGUCGGAACCAGAAAAGGCUGCGACUUGUGAUAGUGCUGACAUUGGUGAUAUCUCUCUGACGAUGUUGACACCUGUGAUCAAUUCUCAUGAUUCCAUUGCUGGAGAAUUUAAAUUUUCAGCUGUUCAGACGGCGAAGAGAAUAAAGCUUGAAAAAGAGUUACAUUUGAUGCAGAAGCAGAUGAGAAUACCCCGUAGAUUGGGCUACUGUGACUGA